This is a messenger RNA of Cricetulus griseus (Chinese hamster), 1409 nucleotides long. The record is from RefSeq and is a predicted model, not a curated record. Lineage: Eukaryota; Metazoa; Chordata; Mammalia; Rodentia; Cricetidae.
CUUCCUUUCUGCAGGCCGUUGGGGCUAUUUAAGGGGGGCGCCGGAGCCGGAGCCGCACAGUUGCCGGUCCUGGUGCGCAGCGUGCAGCCGUCAUGGUCAGCCACCUGCAGCUCAACAACGGCGCCAAGAUGCCCAUCCUGGGCCUGGGCACCUGGAAGUCCCCUCCCGGCCAGGUGACUGAGGCCGUGAAGGCUGCCAUUGACAUUGGGUACCGCCACAUUGACUGUGCCCAGGUGUACCAGAAUGAGAAGGAGGUGGGAAUGGCCCUCCAGGAGAAGCUCAAGGAGCAGGUGGUGAAACGCCAAGACCUCUUCAUCGUCAGCAAGCUGUGGUGCACGUUUCACGACAAGAGCAUGGUGAAAGGAGCUUGCCAGAAGACGCUCAGUGACCUGCAGCUGGACUACCUGGACCUCUACCUUAUUCACUGGCCAACAGGUUUCAAGCCCGGGCCUGAUUACUUCCCACUGGACGAAUCAGGAAAUGUGAUUCCCAGUGAGACUGAUUUUGUGGACACUUGGACGGCCAUGGAACAGCUGGUGGAUGAAGGUUUGGUGAAAUCCAUUGGUGUCUCCAACUUCAACCCUCUUCAGAUUGAGAGAAUCUUAAACAAACCCGGCUUAAAAUAUAAGCCUGCGGUUAAUCAGAUUGAAUGCCACCCGUACCUAACUCAGGAGAAGCUGAUUGAGUACUGCCAAUCCAAAGGCAUCGUGGUGACCGCGUACAGUCCCCUUGGCUCUCCUGACAGGCCCUGGGCCAAGCCUGAAGACCCUUCUCUCUUGGAGGAUCCCAGGAUUAAGGCAAUUGCAUCCAAGUACAAUAAAACAACAGCUCAGGUGCUGAUCCGGUUCCCCAUACAAAGGAACUUGGUGGUGAUCCCCAAGUCCGUGACACCAGCAAGAAUUGCUGAGAACCUGAAGGUCUUUGACUUCGAGCUGAGCAAGGAGGAUGUGACCACUCUACUCAGCUACAACAGGAACUGGAGGGUGUGUGCCUUGAUGAGCUGUGCUAAACACAAGGAUUACCCCUUCCACGCAGAAGUCUGAAGCUUCGGAUGCCUGCUCUCUCCCACGAGACUUGCACCUGCUCUUCCUGUUUCAUCUGUCCUUGUGGGUGUAGUGUAGACUGUGUCCCUCUGCACUGUGUGGAACCUGGAAGAUCAGACAACGAGGGUCUGUUAGUUUGAUGUAGUCUCCAGAGAGCAUUAUCAGUAGCUGAGUGAUUUUCUUCAGCCUUUCUUGAUCUUUCUUCUUACCCACCUGGAAAAUGUUUAACACAAGUACCCUUUCCAACCAAAGAGAAGCAAGAUUUAUAGUCCAAGUAGUGCCACUAACAGUUAAGUUUUGAGUGCUCAGAGCUGUAGUCUUUGGGUCAGUCUUCUCUUUGCUUCAAAUAAAAACUGCUUUUGUGAA